Molecule: messenger RNA, 6465 nt
Organism: Amoebophrya sp. A120
Lineage: Eukaryota; Dinophyceae; Syndiniales; Amoebophryaceae
Source: the annotation of a GenBank genome assembly
CUUAAGACCCUACUUCCAGUUGGCAAUUGAAAAAGAUCAAGACCCGCUCGAGCCAAGCGAGAGAAGAAGAUCUACUUCAUCUACACCUGCUUGUUCAACAGCGUCACAGGACUACGUUGACCCUCGAACAAGAAGCCACCUUUCUACUACAUCUCGCCGGCCUUUGGAAAGUAUCCAAGAGCCAGCGGAAAACUACUACCCGAUCAGCCGGAAAAAUUGCUUCAAGUGGGAUCAUGCGACGCGGUUCUCCGGGACGAGCGUAGACCCAUGGCGCAACAACACUACGAUCGAGGAGAUCUAUGUCGCGGACAGAACCCAGUUCUUUAGGCAGGAACGUGCUAAUCGUGCAACAACAACUUCGCAUACUAGCGAGGAUGCUGGAACAACCGUCAUGUUGACGCAAAAUGAUCCUUUGUCUUUGUCUGCCUACCCACCACCUCUACAGCAGUUGCCACCCGGAGGAGGUCCGCUACAUCGUUAUCCAGAAAGAAUAGCAGAAAAAGCCGGGACAACUGGUGUGUCCUCCCCAAGCGAAGUUGACAACGUCGCACAAGAGGAUGAUCAUCCGUGGGCGAAGCAGCGCCGUUUCGUUGAUUCGAAGUUGAAAGUGCACGACCGAGGACAGGUGCAGCUGCUGGGAGAGGCAAAUCAGCAGAAUGAAGAGAAAAAUACCGCUCUUGCAGAAACUGAAGUUCUUACCACCAGCACUAGUAGAGUAGAGGCGAGAACAACUGAAUCUUCCUCCUCCUCCUCUUCGGCACAAAUGUUGCGUGCGAAUUCUGCAGAAGAGCAAACUGCAGAGAUCUGUCGCGCUCCGCAAAAACAUCAAGGUCGACGUUUUGUCACCUCCACGUCGAGCGACUUGCUGAGCAGCCCGGUGGGGGCAGAUGAAGAUCCGGGCGACGACGUUCCAGCGGGAAGAUCGUCAUCUUCCCGAUUUUUACAGCGUAAACUCCCCGAACUCCGAAGAAAGAUCAGCUUCAGUGCGACGAGUCCAGCUGGCGAACAGGCAGCGGCUGGUGGAGGAGGUGGGAGGAGUUCUGCUGCUUGUUCCGGAGUUGUAGGAAGUGAUUCCAACUCAAAUUCAGCAGCAAGAGCAACUGCAACAGCAUCUGCUCUUGCACCGCGAGUUGCCACCGACAAAAAUGUCAAAAAUGCUCAAUCAGCAGAUGCCGACACGACAGGGGCAUUCUCCGUAGCAUCUUCCGACAGGGACGGCGACGAGGUGGCGAAAGACCGCGCGCUGACCGACAUGUUGGCAGGAGCCAACGCAGAGAGUGUCACGGACGACAGCGAGGAGGAGCCACAGUUGACCUCCACGGAUGCUCAACAGCCGAGACCGGAACUGCAGACGAGACCUGGUGCUGAAUGUGUUGCUGCUAAGCCGGGGGUGGAUCGGGACGAGGUCGAAGACGAAGACGGAAAUGCAAAACAAGUUCAGGUAUAGGAUGCUGCAGGAAUCAGAAUUGGUGCUGUCUAUUAUUGGGACUUCUUUACUUUACUGUAACAUGAACAUUUUUGCUUCACUAAACUAAAAGUAGUCGCACUGUAUCAUCUUUUAUUCGCAGAAGACCGCUACAAGUACAACUUUGCUAUGCAGGCGGCAAAAGUUAAAGACGAUCUGAUGGAAUACGAGCUGGAACAAGCAAGAAAGAAAACCCAACGACCGCCGAAGCUCUACCGGGCGCUUCGUGAGUGUUUAGAGGACGCGGAGACUUGUUUGUCCGCCUCGCAGCGCAGCGACGACGAGCACGUGGACAUCAAGCACUUGCUGAUCUCCGCAGAUCGGCUUUUGAAGGACGAAUUUGCCCGACACCGGGAGGCGCACUGUGAGCGGCUCACCGACAUGGACCAUUUGGGAGGAAUGGAUUACCAUCGAUCGCCGAGGAUCUGGGUGGACAAAAAAGAAAACUCUUCAUGUGCAACCAAGAGCAGGGGCCGCGUCGACGUGCAAGAGGACCGCACGACGCUACUUUUCGCCGAGGACAAGAACCAGAACGGAUUGAGCACUGUGCCGGCAAUUACCUUCGAUCCGCAACACGGGCAACCAUGGGUCCUCGAGGUGGUACAGGAUGUGAGGGCUGGCGCCGGCGACCAUGAGGAAAAGGAGAACACGAAGGAUGGACAGGGUCGUGGUAGAGGUGCGACGUCUACUUCUACUAGCUCAUCUAGCAGCAGCAGCAGCAGUAGUACAAGUAGAGCAAAGAUGAACAACAAAAAACCUCCAUCCUCUUCGAGAACAACAGCCCUGGAACAAGAACAUCAAGUCGUGACAUUGACACGCGGCCCCUUGGUGCAGGAGCGCGGCGACCGGCCGCAUUCGCCCACGCGAAGACAUUCCCCGUCCCGGCGCCACAUGGACCCGACCGAUCCGACAAGGAUGAGGAUGAUCAAGUCCAAGCGGGAAAAGGAGAAAGGUAGACAUGAAACUUAAUUUGCCUUUGAUUCUGAUGAUAUACAAAGAACGUGGUAAGAUGAAUAAAAAGAUAAAAAGCAACAUGAAAUACGAUACCUGCAGACCGAGCCCGCACAAGACGGAGUAAGCACCUGUGGGAAACACAUGAUCACUCUGACGCCGACGACGGACUGCAACUGCACGCGAUGAUGAGCAGCGGCAACCUGGAGUCUUCCUCCUUCAACUCCUUGCUGUCUGUAACGAACGCGUCGAGCAAAUGGCCGGAGACGCGGCCCUUGCCCAUGGGCCUGCCUUUCCAGGCGUUCCAGGACCCGGAGGAAACACUAUGAGAGCGCACAUCUCCCUCCCCCUCAUUUGUCAUGCAAAAUACCAAACUCACCCUCUGCCUCUUGGCACUGUUUGCAUGACAAGUUCUGGCAGCCCAAAUAAGACUACCUUCCUGUCCAAAUUUGUCAUGCAAAACCUGUAUUCUUGCUGACGCUUGUAUUGCUGUUCAUGCAAUACAAACGAGUGCGAGGGGGAGUAGUUGUGCACUUUCAUAAACACCGGGGCUGCUGCUCGCCGACUACGCGACGGAAGGGCAGUAUGGGAGUGUCAGGAUUGAAACCGUCAAAGUUGAAAUAGUUUGUGAUGCAUAAAAUGCAGCCCACAGAGUGCCUGUCUUGCAGAGUAGGCAAGGGAGGCAGAUUGUAAAAAGCCUGUUGAGGGGUACAAAUAGAGCUGCUGAAGUAGCAUGACAAAAGGCGUCUACCUUCCCCAAACAGCAUGACAAACUGGAUGUCGGUUCUACCCAAAUUUGUAAUGCGCCACUUGAAAAAGAAAUCUAGGCACCAACUGGUACUUAUCCGUUUUAUGCAUGACAAACUAUUUCGACUUUGUCAAUUCCGAUCCUGACACCCCCAUAGCCAGCGGGGCGUGCGGAUGGCACUGACCACGCGGCUCUUGCAGCUCGACUUUUCUCUCUAUCCCGACGAAGACGAGGAGGAACUGGAGCGGCUGCGGCGGCAGAUCGUGGCCGCCAUUCCGGGGAAUUUACCAGUAAAUGAUGUUUGUGUUUCACUUUUAGCUAUUUGCUAAUUGCUUGCAACGUUUCGGCCUGCAGCCUCCAGUACUAUAUUGGUGUCGAUCCUGCAUGAGUUUAAGUUUGAACUUGUUGACCUGUUGAUGAAGUAGGUGUGAUGCAACCUACAGACUCAGAAUCCAUGCCAAUUGUGCUUGGCCUCCCUCGCAUCAACAUCCCGCACCGCAAAAGUAGAUCCAAAACAAAAGAAGUAAUACACACAGAUUCUUUACGACCUUCUGGCGAAGCGGCUUCCGUUCGGUGGCAGCGACAUUGUGAACAUCAUCCUAGAUAAAAUGCGGAUUGCUGGCAAAAACAAUAUGGCCGAGGUUUUACACGACUCGUACGUUCGUCCGCUGACGCACCUUUUUGGGGCGACUGCGCUUGUGCCGUGUUUCUCUUUAACCUCUCGUGGUAGGAGCAACUCCCAGCCACUCACCGGAUCAUCAACAUCGUCCAGCAGGGCGGAUUUCGAUGCACUUCCCUAUCCAUCUGAUGCAAGUCGUACAGCUGCUGCUGCCUGCGACAACGAGUGGAUUGCCACAGCGGACGGCGGUUUUGCGAAGAAAGUCGUGCCCUACGCCGAGGACGAAGAGGAUGAGGAGACAAUUUUGCGAAAUUUGAAAAAGGAGAAUCUGCAGCGAGGUAGGAGGAAGAAAGGCCCUAGUAGCUGUACAACACGAAGAACGCAUGAUAUUACGGGUGCUAGUAGUACUGAAGAUCCGAGCAUGGAUUUAUUUUCAACCCAGGAAGGACCCUACCGCCGUAGUGCGAGGGAACAAGUGCAACCUGGACCGAUUUGUACUAACCCAGCAACAUCAACGAGUCCUAGUACUGCAGCUUGGGCGUCGAUGAACCGGAUGAAGAAGAUUAAUGGCCGCCGUGACCAGUUUGCAAUUGCAGCUACCGGUAACAACAAGAACAUAGUUCACCAGGACGAGAAUCUCACAAGUAGCAAUCCUACUACGUACCAUGACUCCUCUGAUUUCGUCAGUCCGGUGGUGUGGGAGACCUUCCUAGACGUGUGCAAGAGUAUCAUCCAAGAGUUCUGCACGCCGGAAACGAAGAAAGUAUCGGAAGUCCUCGAACAGCUGAUGUGGUCCGCCGAUUUGUUGAACCGCGAAACCUAUCCACUACAAAAGUAUCGACCUCGUACAAAUUGCAGUCAUGCAUGACAAACAUCGACACCUAGCUGACUCAGCAUUACAAAUUCAAGUUUUGUUCUUGCCAAACAAAUUUGUGAUGCAAUCACUGCUAGUGCGAUGGGAUGCUUUUGCGAUGCAUAAAACGCGGGUGCGAAGAGCCAGCUACGAGUUGGUCACGAGCUGUCUGGAAGCAGUCAUGGACCGGCACGUGCUCGGAGGCCAGGGCCACUACCGAUGUGCUGCCGGACUACAAGCAGGUGGGGCCGGUGCUUGGACGUCUGCGGUGCGGCGCUUCAGCGACGAGGCAAUGGUAUUCAUGGAUUGGUUUCGCAACUGGAAAAUAACGAGACGGGGGACGACACUAGGCUGUUCGGCCGCCGGCGGAGGCUAUGACAUUGUGCGAACGUUGCAGGUAUUGCAUAGUCAUGCGGUAGUUCUUUUCCUGCUAUUUAAUUUAUUGAUUUGAUUGCGCGAAAAAGAUACGGCACUUUUUGUACUUGUGAUUUUCAUGCACAUGCGCAACAUGCGGCUUCGCUGCAACCUGAUGUAGUGGACAACACUGAAAUUGUUCCACCGAUCCUACUAAAAUUUCAGCGACCCUCGGAGCGGAUGAAGGAGAUCAGAAUGACGCCCGCUGAAAGAACCACCGCUAGCAAUUCGUGUCUAGUGACAGUACUUGAGAGCAGUCGCAAUCUAAAGAUGUCGGAUACAGAUGAGAACACGUCGUCGACCACGAGCACAGCAUCAGGAUCACCUUUGCUGAGCGCCGGAGAUCAUGAGCGGGGAGAUGAAGUAGACGAUUCUCCACCCAGCAGCACACGAAGAAAUGACCUCCAGCUUGGCCUGGGUCGUCAAGUAGGAACUGCGAACAACAACACUUCUCUGGUGACUCAGCAAACAACUCCAUACCAUAGCGGGAACAUUUUCGGUCUGGCAGGAAGGAUAGAUCCCGACGAGAUCUGCCAGCGGGAAGCUGGCGAAAUAUGUUUUCGGCUGUAUGCAGAUUUUGGUUUAUAAUCACCUUUUCCGUCAUCAUUUUUUUUUCCGAGGUGCUUUCCUGAUGUUGAGGCGCAUAAGCCAAAGACGCUUGAGCCAAAUAGUAUUUGAGCCAAAGACGCUUGAUUUUCAGGUCUGAGCCAAAGACGCCUGAGCCAAAUAGUAUUUUUCUUGAAAUAGCUGUAGAGUCGUUCUUCAGCGGGGCAAAGUCUCAGCAGCGGAUUUUUAGGGAAAAAGGUGAGUAAGAGUAUGUAAACGCGUUCCCACCUUGACGCAUGAACACAAACAAACAGGAAGGUGAGCCCUUCAACCGGAUGCCACGAAUCCAAUGAUAACAAACAAACAAGACAAAGGCUUCCUCGGCGAAGUGCGUAUAAGUAUAAUUUCAUUUCAUCUCCCCGAUCGAAUUAGAAAUGAUGAAGGCAACAAACUAAAGCUAAACUUGCUUCACCGAAAGACAAGUAGAAAAGGAAUGAAUAUACAGUAAAUUGCCCGAUUAUAUAGGCAACAAACUAAAGCUAAACUUGCUUCACCAAAAGACAAGUAGAAAAAGAAUGAAUAUGCAGUAGAUUUCAAGCGGCUUCAACGUGUUGUGGACUAAAUUCUUUGCAAAACUGGGCGAUGUUUUUUACGAUUGAGUAAGCCUCGCCGCAGACAGUGAUGUGCCAACUUACAUGCGCAAUUUUGAUCUGUUGCUCGUUCCAAGCCGACACGGUUGGAAAUUAUUCGUAGACUGGAACGAGCCGCAUGUUAAGUGUCGUGGCAACGCUCUGGCUACACACGACGGAAGAAAGAAAAAGAUAACCAAGAAGUUGAUAUGCUGUACUAGAUGCAAACAGUGUAGCGAU